CACCUGCGUGCUUAUUGCCACCGUGCGUGGGGGCUGCAGGAGGUGGAUCUGAAGGCUGAUCCCCAACUUACUAUGACUCAGAUCCCUGAUGCUUUCGUAUCUGAUUAUCGUUUGGCCAAAAGUCUGUGUGAUAACCGUGUUCGGAGUGUGCAUCAGCUGAUGAGAUGUUGGAACGCUGCCGGUUUCUUCACUGUCCUGAAGCUGCGUCGAGAUAGCUGCGAUGGAGCCUGACAUCGGGAAGACGCGGAUAAAGUUAAAGAAACGCAACCCCGACCUUCGGUCCUCCGGCACUUUAUUGAAAAUUGCGUUCUUCAGACCACGUUAUUGGAAGUUCGCCUUUCGGCGAAGACCUCGCACACGCCGAGCGGCAUCUGAUGAUCGUAGCCUGCACAGAAUGACUACGGAAGCAAAGUUCCAGCAAAGUGAACCUGAAAUGAAAGGUUGGUUAGCCAAAUGGACCAAUUACUUAAAGGGAUAUCAGAAACGAUGGUUCGUGCUUUCCAAUGGACUGUUAUCUUAUUACAGGAAUCAGGCAGAGAUGGCGCAUACGUGUCGUGGCACCAUCAGUCUGGUCAGCGCGGUUAUACACACUGAAGAUUCCUGCAACUUUGUCAUCUCCAAUGGCGGAACGCAAACCUUCCACCUGAAGGCCAGCAAUGAAAUUGAACGGCAGAAAUGGGUUACUGCUCUGGAGCUCGCGAAAGCACGAGCAGUUCGAACUAUGGAAUCGGAAGAAGACGAGGAACUGGACAUGCCCUCACAGAUGGACAAGUCAGAGCUGCUGGCAGUUCUGCGCCUCCUGCAUGUGAAGUUGGAGGACUUGUCUAUGUGCAGUGACCUCAUAGCCAAGCACGGCACUGCCUUGCAACGUGCGCUUUCUGAGCUGGAGCAGCUGGAACCUGGUGCAGCUGCUGGGCCAGACGCUGCGGGCAAGAUGCGUGCCGUCAACGAACGGGCCACCCUCUUCCGCAUCACGGCCACUGCUAUGAUGAAUGCCUGCAGCGAGUAUGUACAGCUGGCGCAGUCGCAGGGCCGUAAGUGGGUCCGCAUGCUGCAACAUGAGCACGAGCAGUGUGUACGUCUCCAAGAAGUCUUGGAACAGUUGGCGAAGCAACAUUCCCACCUUGAGCGGGCAGCACAGGAGGCAGCUGGUACUGCCUCAGGUGUUACGUCUGCACAGCACAACUCAUCCUCAGCACACUCGGAUGAUGAUGAAUUCUUUGACGCCCCAGAAAACUCGGCUGCUGACUUUGUUGUGUCAAUCCCGGGAAAGGGACACAGGCGAACGUCUAGUGGAUUGAGCCUACAGAGCGAGGGUCGUGCAUCGGAAGGUCAGGCGACGGAUUCAGACGCGGAAAGUGACCAUGCUUGUGAGGAGGCUGGCGUCAUAACUCGUAGGAACAGGGGACCAGGAAGUACCGGUGCAGUUACUCCAAAGUCGGUAGACGGAGAUUGUCCUGAUGACAUACCCAAGCGUCAGCGACGUCAGCGGAUCCCAGAGAAGCCUAAUUGCAGCCUCAGUCUGUGGUCCAUCAUGAAGAACUGUAUUGGGAAAGAACUUACGAAGAUACCCAUGCCUGUCAACUUCAACGAGCCACUAUCAACUCUGCAACGGUUGACGGAGGACUAUGAGUACUCCGAUUUGCUGGACCGAGCAGCCAAGACGGAUGACCUGGCCAUGCAGCUGGUCUACAUUGCUGCUUUUGCUGUUUCUUCCUAUGCCACAACAAGCAAUAGGACAGGAAAGCCUUUCAAUCCACUCCUGGGAGAAACUUAUGAAUGUGACCGUCGAGAUGACUACGGAUGGCGCUCGAUCUCUGAACAGGUCAGCCACCAUCCACCGAUGUUGGCUCAGUACUGCGAGGGACGUGGCUGGCGCUGCUGGCAGGAGUUCUCCAUGUCGAGCAAGUUCCGUGGCAAGUACUUGCAGGUUGUUCCCCUUGGAGUGGUUCAUCUGGUGAUUGGCGAGAACCACUUCACUUGGCGCAAGGUCACCACCGUGGUGCACAACAUUAUCGUGGGCAAGUUAUGGGUGGAUCACCACGGCGAUAUGGACAUCACCAAUCACACGACGGGGCACGCCUGCCAUCUCAAGUUUAUCCCCUACUCGUACUUUUCCCGGGAGACUCCUCGCAAGGUAACGGGAGUGGUGACGGACAAAGAAGGGACUGCGAUGUGUGUCCUUCAAGGUACAUGGGACAGCAAAAUGGAGUAUGCGCGAGUUGUAGGAAGCCAUGGAUCCCUCAAAGGCAAAGCUAUUUUAGAGUCUGCUACUCCAAAAGUAAUAUGGCGUCGUGUCAUGCCCAGUGACGACUAUGAGCGCAUGUACAACUUCACGGUGCUAGCCUGUCAGCUGAAUGAGCCGGAGCCCAACGUCGCGCCGACUGACAGCCGGAAUCGUCCCGACCAGCGCUUCAUGGAGGAAGGCAACUGGGACGAAGCGAACCAAAUCAAGCUCCAGCUAGAGGAGAAGCAGCGCAGCGUGCGACGACAGCGGGAGGCCGAAGCGGAGGCUGCAGCAGCACAAGGAAGGCCAUAUGUCGUGUACGAGCCCGUCUGGUUCAAAAAGGAGAUGGACACCAUCACGGGGAACCCCAUCCACGUUUACCAGGGUGAAUACUGGACCUGCAAAGAAGAAGGACGAUGGGACCGCUGUCCGAGCAUCUACUUGUGAUCUCUCUUUUUUUCCGCAACGCUUUCCUUGACCUUCUCGUUCCACCUGCCCACAAAGUUUUAUUGCCACACUGAUGUAGUGCUUUCGUUUUUCUGCAAAUGGGGGAAUAUCAUUGAUGCAGCGAGUGCUUUGGCCGCAGGAUUGGUGCCUGGGGGUGUGAUGCUUUUUUGUGACACAGACACUUUCUUUAGGAAUGAGCCCAGUUUUGGUACUUACCGCAGUUGUUGGCACGGCUGGCCUUCGUUCCGCCAUUGUUGGAGUGCAAAGCUCAUUGAGCCGCGUGAAAGAGACAUUUAUUGAAGCGGAAAUUUGAAAGAAGGUGGCGUGCUCUGUUAAAACGUGGUGGAGCGUGCAUCAUUUCAGGGCGAGCGGGAAGCCUAUAGGGAAGUGCUUCCUGAUGUGUUUCUCUCCUUGCUUUGGAGGUUUCAUAAAGUGGUGAGUUAUAUAAGCGUGGCAAUAUUAGAGCACUUAUCUUAGAUGUGUCAAUAAUUUGCAUAUGUUGGUCUGCCUUCUUAGGGUGUUCAGUGAAUUGCUUCUUACCUUGGUGCUUGGCAGCCACUAGUUUCUUACUCGAGGAGCUGAGUGUAGCUUCAGUUUUUACGAUUCUUUUUGAUAUAGUUAGCAGCUCCUAUGAAUACAAAAUCCUGGGGAAUGUCCUAGGGAAAUUUUAGCAUUGAUGAUGGCAUGAGCCUCACAGCAGUCUAACCUUAAGUGGAGAGUGUUGCAGGCUUAGAAUGCAUCACCGCUAUAUCAAUCAACCAAAUCACCCUAUCUUAGAAGGUAGUAGUAAUAUAACAAAUAUACAAUGUCACAAUAACUCCAGGAUGGAAUGAGAACUUCAUAGUCUGUCCACGCAAAUGUCAGAUUUUUCGCCAACGGCGUGCUUUAUGGAACAAACUGGAAAUAUUGAAGCUGUAAGAUAACCUCUAAAUGCUUCUGGCCAGCGUGGAUUCCGGCAGCUGCUGCGGCAGUGUGUACAUGCUUAGCUACGAUCUUGUACAUAUACAUAGAAUAUACGAUUAAAAUAUGUGUUGUUUUUAA
This is a messenger RNA of Ornithodoros turicata, 3715 nucleotides long. It is a transcript of the gene Osbp, whose product is annotated as oxysterol-binding protein 1-like. Gene Ontology annotation, cellular component: perinuclear endoplasmic reticulum; intracellular membrane-bounded organelle; cytosol. The coding region runs from base 221 to 2674 and encodes 817 amino acids. The record is from RefSeq and is a predicted model, not a curated record. The transcript is spliced from 13 exons. Gene Ontology annotation, molecular function: sterol binding. NCBI's taxonomy places the organism in Eukaryota, Metazoa, Arthropoda, Arachnida, Ixodida, Argasidae.